AUGGCAAUUAGUACUGAAAGUUUCGGAGAUUCCAAGACCAGUCAGAACAACAACAAAGAAGGCGGUAUUGAAGAUGAAGAAGAGGAGGUUAAUUGCAAGCCAACCAAUGGAGAGAGCUCUAGCAGUAGUUCAGCAGAAGAAAAUGAAAAGAAGUCUGCUUCUGGAUCUGUGAGGCAGUAUAAUCGUUCCAAGACACCGAGACUCCGAUGGACUCCUGAUCUCCAUCUUUGCUUUGUUCAUGCUGUUGAAAGACUAGGAGGACAAGAGAGAGCAACACCCAAGUUGGUUCUUCAAUUGAUGAACAUCAAAGGCCUUAGCAUAGCUCAUGUGAAGAGUCAUCUACAGAUGUAUAGAAGCAAGAAGAUUGAUGGCCCCAAUCAAGGGCAUGCAGUUAUUUCAGAGCAAGGGCUUCUGUUUGAAGGCGGAGAUCACCAUAUAUACAGACUUAACCAGGUUCCUAUGCUGCGCAGUUUUAAUAAUCAGUGGCCUUCUUCCAGUUUUCGGUAUGGUGAUGUUUCUUGGAGAGGGAAUGAUCAAAAGAUCUAUGGUUCUCACAGGGGAGGCAGUGCACUGGAUAUAGCAAGAAAAGGGUUGUAUAGUUCAUUCAGAGACAGAAUAAUUGGAAGCUAUAGCAACAAUUCACUUAGCUUUAAUUCCCAAAUGGCUAAUUCUUGUUUCAGUGGGGAAGCUCCUUCAGGAACAUCAACUCAUCAAACUUUGAAAGAAGUCCAAUCAUUUCAUGGAUCCUGGCAAACACAAACAAGGCCAAGUGGAUCAAUGGGUUCCACUUUCACCACCCAAUUUCCAGAGAGAUCAGGAACCGAUCAGCUUAAAUGUUUGAGCAGCAUUACUAAUUCACCACAAAAUAGUUGGAAAAUGAGCCAACAAGCCCAAGACACGUUAAAGAGGAAGACUGUGGAUUCCAAUAUCCAAGACUUAGAUUUGAAUUUAUCCCUGAAAAUAACAACACCAAACAAUAAUGAAUUUGGAAAGGGUACUUUGGAAGGAGGAGUUGAUAGUAGUUUGUCUCUUUCUUUGGCUUCUUCAUCUUCAUCAUCAUCUUCAAAGCUUAGAAAACAUGCAAGGACAUGGAUGGCAAGUACUCUAGAUCUGACUUUAUGA
Messenger RNA from Durio zibethinus, 1122 nucleotides. RefSeq lists its product as uncharacterized. Gene Ontology annotation, molecular function: DNA-binding transcription factor activity; DNA binding. The record is from RefSeq and is a predicted model, not a curated record. NCBI's taxonomy places the organism in Eukaryota, Viridiplantae, Streptophyta, Magnoliopsida, Malvales, Malvaceae.